CGCUCCACCAACCCGCUCCCCGCAGGUCCCUUUCUCGCUCUCCAUCCCUUGCCGGCGCUCGCUCCCCCCCCCCCCCCCGCCCUUUGAUUGACAGGCAAGAUGUCGGUGUGGAGCGAGGCAGGAGCGAAUGCAGCAGCCGUCACCUCCGGAGCCCGGCGGCGGCAGCAGCAGCAGCAGCAGCAGCAGCGCGAGGAGGAGACAGCAGCCAGCCGCAGUCGCCGCCGCAGCCGCGGGAGCAAUGCAGACAGCAUCUUGAGGACGCGCUAAAGCACCGCAAACGGUGGACAAUGCCAUGUCACUGCAACUGGGAGGGGGGCAAAGCAGAUUUUUUUUGACAUAAAAGCCAGCCAGCCAAAAAUAUAUAAAUUUGCCCUUCACGGAGCCGGUGUGUAAAGAGUGAGCGCUGUUUUCCUUCGCCUCCUCCUCUCCUCCUCCUCUCCUCCCCCCCUUCUCCUCUUUUUCCUCCUCCUCCCCCUCUCCUCCUCCUCCUCCUCCUCCUCCUCCUCCUCCUCCUCCUCCCCCUCAUCCCCCUCCUCCCUAAGUGUACAGACAGCAUCACAUCACCUGGUUUGCUUCUGAGAAACAGCAUCUCUCCUUUUCAGGGACCAGAGACUCAGAGAGAGGAGACAUUCUAAUGGAGUCUGCUUGAUACCCCAAAAUAAAAUAAUAAAUUUUGGCUCUUGUCCCCUCCUCCCACCCCACCCCCUCAGCCCUGUGUGAGAUGUUGGGUUUCUUCUUCAUGAGACAUUGUUGAGAAGUCGCAGUGGUUGGAGAGCGUAGGGGGUAGACUACCUCUACUCCCCCCCCCCCUCUUUUUUCUCUCUGGGAGGAGGAGGAGGGGAAGGGGGCUUGCCGAGCAAGCGAUGGAUGAGGAAAACAUGACGAAAAGCGAGGAGCAGCAGCCUCUGAGUUUGCAAAAAGCCUUACAGCAGUGCGAGUUGGUCCAAAACAUGAUAGACCUGAGCAUCUCCAACCUGGAAGGGCUUAGGACCAAAUGUGCCACCUCCAACGACCUCACACAAAAAGAGAUCCGGACCCUGGAGAGCAAGCUGGUGAAAUACUUCAGCCGACAGCUGUCCUGCAAGAAGAAGGUGGCCCUGCAGGAACGCAACGCCGAGCUGGACGGCUUCCCCCAGCUCCGGCACUGGUUCCGGAUCGUGGAUGUGCGCAAGGAAGUCCUAGAGGAAAUCACCCCUGGCCAGCUGAGUCUGGAGGACCUCUUGGAGAUGACAGAUGAGCAGGUGUGUGAGACCGUGGAGAAAUACGGAGCCAACCGGGAGGAGUGUGCCCGCCUCAAUGCCUCCCUCUCCUGCCUCCGCAACGUCCACAUGUCAGGAGGCAACCUUUCCAAACAAGACUGGACCAUCCAGUGGCCCACCACGGAGACGGGGAAGGAGAACAACCCCGUGUGCCCCCCGGAGCCCACGCCGUGGAUCCGCACCCACCUCUCUCAGAGCCCCAGGGUCCAGACCAAGUGCGUCCAGCACUACUGUCACGCCAGCCCCUCGCCCGGGGCCCCCGUGUACACCCAUGUGGACAGGCUUACCGUGGACCCCUACCCGGGCCUGUGCCCGCCACCGCCGCUGGAGUCAGGCCACCGUUCCCUGCCCCCGUCGCCCCGGCAGCGGCACGCGGUCCGCACCCCGCCGCGCACCCCUAAUAUCGUCACCACCGUGACCCCUCCCGGCACACCACCCAUGAGGAGGAAGAACAAGCUGAAGCCCCCGGGGACCCCGCCGCCCUCCUCCCGGAAACUGAUCCACUUGAUUCCAGGUUUCACCGCUCUGCAUCGGAGCAAGUCCCACGAAUUCCAGCUGGGUCACCGUGUAGACGAGGCCCACACGCCCAAAGCCAAGAAGAAAAGCAAGCCCUUGAACCUCAAGAUUCACAGCAGCGUGGGCAGCUGUGAGAACAUUCCAUCUCAGCAGCGCUCGCCGCUCCUGUCGGAGCGCUCUCUCCGCUCUUUCUUUGUGGGACAUGCACCUUUCCUGCCCUCCACCCCUCCUGUCCACACCGAGGCCAACUUCUCUGCAAACACACUGUCCGUGCCACGCUGGUCCCCACAGAUCCCUCGUAGAGACCUCGGCAACUCCAUUAAGCACAGGUUUUCCACCAAGUACUGGAUGUCUCAGACGUGCACAGUCUGUGGAAAAGGAAUGCUUUUUGGCCUCAAGUGUAAAAAUUGCAAGUUAAAGUGCCACAACAAAUGCACCAAAGAAGCCCCACCCUGUCAUCUCCUGAUCAUCCACAGAGGAGAUCCAGCAAGGUUGGUCCGGACAGAGUCCGUCCCGUGUGACAUCAACAACCCUCUACGAAAGCCACCCCGGUAUUCGGACCUGCACAUCAGCCAGACGCUCCCCAAAACCAACAAGAUCAGCAAGGACCACAUCCCUGUCCCUUACCAGCCAGACUCGAGCAGCAACCCCUCAUCCACGACGUCCUCCACGCCCUCCUCGCCAGCACCCCCCCUCCCUCCCAGUGCCACGCCGCCUUCUCCCCUGCACCCUUCCCCACAGUGCACAAGGCAGAAGAACUUCAACCUGCCAGCGUCCCACUACUACAAGUACAAACAGCAGUUCAUCUUCCCAGAUGUAGUGCCGGUGCCAGAGACGCCGACCCGGGCGCCCCAGGUCAUCCUGCAUCCGGUGACCUCGAAUCCAAUCUUGGAAGGAAAUCCAUUACUUCAAAUUGAACUGGAGCCAACCUCAGAGAAUGAAGAGGGCCACGAUGAGGCCGAGGAGUCAGAGGACGAUUUUGAGGAGAUGAACCUGUCCCUGCUCUCAGCCCGGAGCUUCCCACGCAAGGCCAGCCAGACCAGCAUCUUCCUGCAGGAGUGGGACAUCCCUUUUGAGCAGCUGGAGAUUGGCGAGCUCAUUGGAAAGGGCCGCUUCGGGCAGGUGUAUCACGGCCGCUGGCAUGGCGAGGUGGCCAUCCGGCUGAUCGACAUCGAGAGGGAUAAUGAGGAACAGCUCAAGGCCUUCAAGCGGGAGGUGAUGGCCUACAGGCAGACGCGGCAUGAGAACGUGGUGCUCUUCAUGGGUGCCUGCAUGAGCCCACCCCACCUGGCCAUCAUCACCAGCCUGUGUAAGGGACGGACUCUCUACUCUGUGGUGAGGGACGCCAAAAUCGUCUUGGAUGUCAACAAAACGAGGCAGAUUGCCCAAGAAAUUGUGAAGGGCAUGGGCUACCUGCACGCAAAGGGGAUCCUUCACAAGGACCUCAAGUCAAAGAAUGUCUUCUACGACAACGGGAAAGUGGUGAUCACAGACUUCGGGCUCUUCAGCAUUUCCGGGGUGCUGCAGGCCGGCAGGCGAGAGGAUAAACUCCGCAUCCAGAAUGGCUGGCUGUGCCACCUGGCACCAGAGAUCAUCCGCCAGCUGUCCCCCGACACAGAGGAGGACAAGCUCCCCUUCUCCAAGCACUCAGAUGUCUUUGCACUCGGCACAAUUUGGUAUGAACUCCACGCCAGGGAGUGGCCUUUCAAGACCCAACCAGCAGAGGCAAUCAUCUGGCAAAUGGGCACCGGCAUGAAACCCAACCUCAGCCAGAUCGGCAUGGGAAAAGAAAUCUCGGACAUUCUUCUCUUUUGCUGGGCCUUUGAACAAGAAGAAAGACCUACCUUCACGAAGCUCAUGGACAUGCUGGAGAAACUGCCAAAGCGAAACCGCCGCCUGUCUCACCCCGGACAUUUCUGGAAGUCUGCAGAGCUGUGACCGUUGGACAAAGGGACAGCACUCAGCUGCCUCAGCCCCCGAGCCACCUCUCCUUCCCCGCUCUGCCCUCUGCCAGCUCAGGAGGCCAGAGGCUCACCAUCAGAGGGUACCGACCCCGGCCGGCCUGGGAGCACUGCACGACCGAGGUCGGCAGCUUCCCGGAACACUCCCCAGACCCGUGCCCUUUUGCCCGGGCAGGGUUGGGGACCCCUGAGCUAGGACUUACCAGGACCAGCCAGGGAGACAUGGAAUUGAUCCGUGAGGCCCCGGGGGCCACGUGGAGAAGAGAACUGGAGGCUGAAUGCAGAGCGCCCCUGGGCCACGGAGACGAGGGCACGAGGCCUACGCGGGCAGGCUCGCAGGACCGGUCUGUGUGUACAUGUGCGUCCCCGUGCACGAUGCCGUUCGCUCUAGAUCCCCUGUGACAAGCGAGAGCCAGGCCGCCCCGGCUCUGGAGCGCCCCUCUGCUGACUUGGUCCCUGGGUGGUGGGUUCCAGCUGUGCUGUCUGGAAAGAUGGGGUGGGGUGGGGAGCUAAGCACCAGC
Molecule: messenger RNA, 4257 nt
Organism: Prionailurus viverrinus (fishing cat)
Lineage: Eukaryota; Metazoa; Chordata; Mammalia; Carnivora; Felidae
Gene: KSR2
Product: kinase suppressor of ras 2
Exons: 20
Coding region: 864-3713 (949 amino acids)
Biological process (GO): protein phosphorylation
Molecular function (GO): ATP binding; protein kinase activity
Source: RefSeq, a predicted model, not a curated record